Physcomitrium patens is the source of this 2715-nucleotide messenger RNA. The record is from RefSeq and is a predicted model, not a curated record. NCBI's taxonomy places the organism in Eukaryota, Viridiplantae, Streptophyta, Bryopsida, Funariales, Funariaceae.
UAAGUCCUCGAUUGCACUCAGAACUGGCGUCGACACUCUGUCUUCAGUUGCACCAGUCUCUAAGCAGGCCAUGCUUGUUGAUGCAUUUGUGUAGAAUAGUCGCGUGUUUCUUUUCAGUUGCAAGCUCUGGACUUUUCUUGCAGGCACCAUCCCCAGUGUACUUCUUUGCAUGAUCGUUGGUUGAUAUCUUUUCUUCCUUUUACUCAGCAGGCUGGAAAAUUUGGUCACAUGGGGCCAUUGUGUUGUGGGAUCAUAGUUUCGGUGCAGGGACAUCGCCCCACGUGAUCGAGGGAAAGUUGGUGAACGGUAGACAUGGCUAUGAAGAGGGGCGUCAUAUCUGUAGGGCCGCUGGAAUCAUCAAUCGUGAAACGGAGGGACAAUUUGAAGGUUAGGGCCAGAGCAGCGGCUGGUGUUGUGGCCAGUUUGCGUGCCCAGAUUAAGGAAUUGCAGCAGCAGCGCGAUUUCUUAGUUACAUGGAAAGCGGACAUGUUCACAGGAGCCGAUGCGGAGGGUUCUCUUGUAGAUGUGGAACUUCAAGGUGUGGAUGGUGAUCGUGUGCACGCCCACAAGGCUAUCUUGGCAUCGAAAUCAAUUGAGUUUGAGGCAAUGUUCCGCGCAGAUACAGAUAGAAAGGUUGUAUGGAACCUUGAAAUGCCGUAUGUGGCACUGAAAGCUUUCGUUACCUUCUUCUACACCGGCAGGGUCAGUUCCAGUGUUUUGAUCGAAUAUUUAACAACAUUACUAGAUGCAGCGCAUAAAUACAACGUUCAGUUUCUCGAAGUGGUGUGUGAGGAUUCAUUGGUUAAGAAUAUGACAAGCGAUAAUGUCAUCAGCAUUUUUGACGUAGCCAAGAAACACUGUUCAAGCGGGUGUAAAGAGGCUGUUCUUAAGAAAGCUCGAAGUUUGGGAGAGCUUUCAAGCUUCACAGAGUACAAAUUCUUCACGCAAUCAAAUCCUGGAUUGUUAUUGGAACUCUACGAGCUAUUGACGGAUCGAUCAGAUCAAUCCCCGACCAAGAAAAUGAAGCUUUCAAGAGGGAACGAAUCUGAGCAGGCGAAUGGUGAUAAAGCGCCACUUUCUGAUGAGGAUAAUAUGAAAUCUGAAACUGACGAAGAUGAAAGCGUUGAUGACGAAGAAGUGAAAACAGCAACGGAUUCGAUGCCAGAUAGAUGCAGGAUCCCACAUGCAGCUCAGUGGUAUAUCCCCGUUUGGAACACCAAUCUACUGGCAUGGAACACCGAUGCCCGGUCACCCAUUCCGUCCAGUUGGAUUCGAGAGUGCAUGCUUUCCACAUCUUCAAGGGGCUUUUUGAGAGGGGCACUUACACACUCACCUGGGCAACUAGAAGCACCUAUUCUUGAGGAAGUUGUUGCAGGCAAAAAGAAAGUUAGUGAGGGAGAAGAUCCGAAGAAACCGAAAGUUACACCUUGGCAGCAAAAAGAGAAAAGAUGCUUGUUGCGGGGAGUCAAAACGACUCACAACAAGAAUAAGAAGUUUAUCGCUACUAUUACAGUCAAGGGACAACAAAUUGGCUUAGGAAAAUGCUGCUCAGAGGAAGAAGCUGGGCGUCUUUAUGAUCGAGCAGCGUUUGUGAUUGGACGCAAGACAAAUAAUGAAUUGCCUGAUGACAUGAAGGAAGAACUCAAGGGCAUAUCAUGGGAUGACUUUAUUGCCUCUCUUCAAGAAGUGACAGCUCUUGAAAGUGGGUCCUUUCAUCACCAAAUCAUAUUCGUUCCCUUCUACUCAAAUCAUGCAAACGUCAGUAAGAAUUAUGUGUCAUUUGAUUAUCGAUCUAAUGUCCGAAUAUCAUCAAACAUGAAUUCUCCAGAUGACUGCAAUGGAUAUGUUGACGCUGUCGUUGUGUUGCAGAGAUUCAUCAUGGGAAGCUGGAUAAUGGAGAUAGUAACGAGAUUGAUUGUGAUUAAGAGCACGAAGAAGAACAGCAAGAACAGGAACAUGAGCAAGCACCUGAGCAAUUACAACAGCAAGUUUUAGGCGAUGCUUCUGAGCGUUCCUCCCCAGCAUAUUAGAUCACCUGUAGAUCAGUUUGAGGCUAAAAGACACGGCCAUAACAGUUUUACAAUGGAUUAUACUGGACUUACAGGAAUUUCUCUUCAAGUUACAAGCUUCAGACAUUACCUGGUAAGAAUUAUUGGAAACUCAUUGAGCCAUUGAUAUUACUAAUUCUACUUAGGUAGGCAAUGAGUUUGGUCUCUUCCAUCACUCCAGCAUUGAAUAGACAUUAGAAUCGAUUGACCACUGGAGCCAUCAAUCUUGUGAUAAAUGUAAUGCAAAAACCUUCUGAUCUAGGCAAGGCAACGUGAAAGAACCGCUGGCAUCCGGACAAACGACGAAGGGCAAGUGCACCUGGACAGAAGCAAUACAGCUUGUAACCACAACAAGAAUUGGCGCUUGUAUUUGAAACUUGUAGCUUGAAUUCUAGGAUGAAUGCUAAAAAUGUAGUCGAGGACAGGUGAUAGUGCUCAUAUCUAUAAAACGCAGUGAGACCUGUUAGUUUUAUUUGUUUUUAUCAUCAACCAUCAGGUCGGUCUACACAAGUAACUUGUUACUUGCUCAAAUUUUAUCUAAAUGGGUGCAGCAACGGAAAAGGUGUAGCUAGACAGCUUUAAUUGAACGCUUUAAGUUGCCCCAUAUCUUAUAGACGAUACACAUCUGGUCACUCGAAAUUUUACCUCUCAUAAAUCUGUUUACUUU